CGAUAAGAUCAAGCGGGCGGACGGGGGGGCCGAGGGCGGGCGGAGGGGCCGAGGGUGGGCCGAGGGCGCCCGGCGCCGCCGGCACAUCACUCUCACCAUGGACGCCAACGCCACGGCCCGGAGCCCGGAGGCGCCGCCUGCCCCCGCCGCCACCGUCUUUCCCCGCGUGGGCUACAGCGUGCUGGCCUUCCUGAUGUUCAUCAAUACGGUGCUGAGCGUCUUCAACAACGGCCUGGUGAUCGGCGUGUCGCUGAGGAACCCCGGCCUGCUGCGCCCCAUGAACGUCUUUGUCUUCAGCCUGGCCGUGUCCGACCUCAUGAUCGGCCUGUGCGGCUCGCUGGUGGUCACCGUCACCAACUACCACGGCUCCUUCUUCAUGGGGCGGGCCGCCUGUGUCUUCCAAGGCUUUGCCGUCAACUACUUUGGCCUGGUGUCGCUGUGCACGCUGACCCUGCUGUCGUACGAGCGCUACAAGGUGGUGUGCCGGCCCGGCGCCGGGCGGGAGCUGAGCAUGCGGCGUAGCGUGACGGGGCUCCUGUGCGUCUGGCUCUUCUGCCUAUUCUGGGCCGUGGCGCCGCUGUUGGGUUGGAGCGGCUACAGCCCCGAGGGCGUGCGCACGUCCUGCUCGCUGGCCUGGGAGGAGAGGUCGUGGAGCAACUACAGCUACCUCCUGCUCUACACGCUCACCUGCUUCGUCUUCCCGGUGGCCGUCAUCGUCUAUUGCUACGCCAAGGUGCUGGGCUCUCUGCGCAAGCUGAACCGGAGCGUGGAGCCGCAGGUGGGGCAUUCUUUGCGUCCGGAGACGCGGCGCGCCGCCGCCAUGGUCCUGGCCAUGAUCGUGGCCUUCUUUGCGUGCUGGCUGCCCUACACCGUCCUGUCGGCGGCGGUGGUGCUGCGGCCGAGCCUGCGCAUCCCCCCGCUGCUUGCCACCAUGCCCAUGUACUUUGCCAAGACCAGCCCCGUCUACAACCCCGUCAUCUACUUCCUCUCCAACAAGCAGUUUCGCGACGCCGCCCUGGAAAUGCUGUCCUGCGGUCGCUACAUCCCCCGCGGGUUGCCCGCCGCUGCAAUUGCCGUCGGCAUGCGACCCGUCAACGGGAGGCGCCGGCCCGGCUGCUCCGGCGGCAUCAGCAGGCACGGCAAGGUGCGGCCUCUGUGACGCGUGCGUGCGUCUGUGCCGUGAGGAUGGAUGGAUGGAUUUGGGUGGAUGGAUGGAUUUGGGUGGAUGGAUGGAUGGGUGGAUGGAUGGAUUUGGGUGGAUGGAUGGAUUUGGGUGGAUGGAUUUGGGUGGGUGGAUGGAUGGAUGGAUGGAUUUGGGCGGAUGGAUGGAUUUGGGUGGGUGGAUGGAUGGAUGGAUGGCAGUCUGGACGGGCAGACUGACAGCUGAGGAGCAGGCGGAGGACAAAGGAAGCGAGAUGGCAGGCCUUCUGUCGCACACUCCAGCCGUCCAAGACGGGCGGGCCGUCUGUCGCUCUCCUCACUCGGUCUUGUCCGUGACAGGCCACUUGUUUAGGCACGGCGCGGACUUGUCGCAACCAUUCUGGCUUUUGCAAAGAUCGUAAUGCUCUGCAAGCGGAAUCGCUUCCAAAGAAAUAGCUCUGUAUUCCCAAUAAAAACGGAGAAUGUACAGAAUCAAACUGCUCGGAUUAGGUGUCAUGGUGGCGUUAAGGGCCGUGCGUGGCUUAGUGACUAGCACGGUUUGGCUGCUUCGUCUUGUGAGUGUUCCUAUUUUGGAUUUGUGCUUUGAGCAAAUAAAUGACUUUGCAUGGCU
Messenger RNA from Syngnathus typhle (broad-nosed pipefish), 1771 nucleotides. RefSeq names its product parietopsin (gene parietopsin). The transcript is spliced from 4 exons. The record is from RefSeq and is a predicted model, not a curated record. Gene Ontology annotation, biological process: G protein-coupled receptor signaling pathway; visual perception. Gene Ontology annotation, molecular function: G protein-coupled receptor activity. Bases 98 to 1159 code for a protein of 353 amino acids. Gene Ontology annotation, cellular component: membrane; photoreceptor outer segment. Lineage: Eukaryota; Metazoa; Chordata; Actinopteri; Syngnathiformes; Syngnathidae.